CCUAUUGAAUGCUCUCAACUUUUUGACUCUUUCACUAUAAUAACUAUACCUUCAUUUCUAUAUAUGCAGAUAAAAAACCUUAGCCCUUAGACCCUUGUUUCUGCUUUUUCCAAGAAGAGAAGAAAAAGUUGGAAUCCAUAGAAACAAGUCAUCUUCAAAAAAAGUGGGGAAAAAAAGAAGAAGCUAUCAUAUAUAGAAUAUAUAGAAGGACAAAUUGCAAAAAAGAGUUACUUUUUACUAGAAUACUGUGUUGAGAUGGGUAGACUCCCUUGCUGUGAUAAAGUAGGGGUGAAGAAAGGACCAUGGACUCCUGAAGAAGAUAUAAUGUUGGUCUCUUAUGUGCAAGAACAUGGUCCAGGGAAUUGGAGGGCAGUUCCCACAAAGACAGGAUUGCGCAGGUGUAGCAAGAGUUGCAGGUUAAGAUGGACAAACUACCUGAGGCCAGGGAUAAAGAGAGGUAACUUCACAGAUCAAGAAGAGAAGAUGAUUAUCCAGCUCCAAGCUCUUUUAGGCAACAAAUGGGCUGCAAUUGCUUCAUAUCUACCGGAGAGAACUGAUAACGACAUUAAAAACUACUGGAAUACUCAUCUAAAGAGAAAGCUGAAAAAGCUUCAAGAUCAAUGCUCUGGAUCAGAUGAUCUAUUCUCUGUAGAAAAUGGUACUCAUUUAUCAUCUUCAAAUUCCACUUCUAGAGGACAAUGGGAAAGGACACUUCAAGCUGAUAUAAACAUGGCUAAAAAGGCUUUACAUAAUGCAUUGACACUAGAUAACUCAACAAGCCCACAAAUUAAACAAGAAAAUCCACAAGUUUCUACCUAUGCAUCAAGUACUGAGAAUAUAGCCAGAUUGCUACAAGGGUGGAUGAGAUCAAGUUCUACCACAAACAAUUCUGAGAAUUCAAAAACUUCAUCUAACAACAUUGCUACAACUGAUUCAUCUUCAUGUGAUGGGACUCCAAGUGCUGAAAGCAAAGGUGGAAUGGGGUUGAUGGAAGCAUUCGAGGCACUUUUUGGUUUGGAGUCAUUUGAAUCAUCAAGUUCAGACCAGUUCUCUCAAACAGCAUCCCCUCAGGCUCAGGCUAAAAAUAUUGAAAUCAAGAAGGAAGAAAAUGAACACGUGGAAGUGCCAGUGCCACUAUCAGUCAUAUUAGAGAAUUGGCUACUUGAUGAAAAUACCCUCAAUAUUCAACCCAAAGACGAUUUGACUAACUUCUCCUUUGAUGAAACUGCUAACCUGUUCUAGAAGUUUUUUUUUUUUUUUUUUUUAAUAUGUUAAAUUCUUUUGAGGAAUUUCUGAAAAACUUGGAUGCUCCAUCUCUCUUUUUUAUGCACAAUUACUUCAACUUUUUCGAGGCAUAGCUGUGGCAGCAUCCCCAUUUUGUGUUAUCUGAUGUGGCGAUUUUAACAAGUGUACAUUUAGUCCAUUAUUCUUACAUUCAUGACUAGCUCAGCCAAGAUUUCUAGAGUUGUUUUACCGUGACUAAGUUGUAUUGUUUUUAAAUUUCAUUUCAAUGGAUUUAACUCAUACACCUCUGGUAAA
Lycium barbarum (goji berry) is the source of this 1539-nucleotide messenger RNA. RefSeq names its product myb-related protein 306-like. The record is from RefSeq and is a predicted model, not a curated record. Gene Ontology annotation, biological process: response to auxin. The coding region runs from base 256 to 1242 and encodes 328 amino acids. Lineage: Eukaryota; Viridiplantae; Streptophyta; Magnoliopsida; Solanales; Solanaceae. The transcript is spliced from 4 exons.